Molecule: messenger RNA, 2532 nt
Organism: Ostrea edulis (European flat oyster)
Lineage: Eukaryota; Metazoa; Mollusca; Bivalvia; Ostreida; Ostreidae
Product: sex peptide receptor-like
Exons: 2
Coding region: 1262-2419 (385 amino acids)
Biological process (GO): G protein-coupled receptor signaling pathway
Cellular component (GO): membrane
Molecular function (GO): G protein-coupled receptor activity
Source: RefSeq, a predicted model, not a curated record
UGUUGGCUUGGUGGUUGACGUUUGAUGCACUCGGCAUACCUCUAGUGGAUAUCGCACACGUACAGUGUAUCUGCCCUAACUCAGACCCCAGAUUCUAAGACAUUUGUCCGUUCUAAUUAGAUAUAACCAUUGAUGUUUCUACCGUGACUGCGCUAUCCUUCGGACCGAGCCAGCCGAGUUGACGGAGGGAAUAUGCGCUGCAUUCGUUGUCUGCAUCCUAACUAACAGGGUCAUUUGUCUUGCAAGAGAUGUUGUUUUAUGGAAUUGAGGAAAUGUUAUGUGAGGGAAUUUCUUCGAAGUGUGAUCUUUUUGCCAGUUUCGAAAUGUACCAUUUCUGAGGAGUGAAGGUAUUUCUUUCCGGAUUGAUGGAUAGGGGGAAAGAAACAGAUUUUUUGGGGUCUAAUCUUGAUUUGACCUGAAUCGACAGCGGAAGCAGUAGAAUUUGUGAAUUUGAUACCAAGAAUCAAUCUUCCUCCUGAAUGGAACCACAGAGCGAGUUGUAGAAACAAAAUCAACCAGAUAGUGUUUGGCAUUUUUCGUGUUUUUUGUUGUUGUUUUUUUUAACAAAACAGAAUACAGAAUGUACAAAAUAACCAUAUCUCCUGAUCACUGACCUCGCUUAAUCGGAAUUCAUGAAAAAUAAAAACAAUAUUUCGACAAAUGAUAUAGUUAUUUGUGAAUGAGUCGCCUAAAAGCUAUAAAAAAUAUUGAAAUAAAUGUAAAAUGUUGCAGGUGGUUUUUAUGGGUAAGGAUGCAAAGCAACUAAUUGCAUUACUCACAGAUAAUCUUUGAUGGUGUCUGAACACAAAACAGCUCAUUUGCUUUCAGAGUAAACCGGGACGGCCCGAAUCCUGAGCUGCUGUAUUCGAUAAUGAACAUGAUGAAAUUGUACUAGUCUUAUGCAAUGAAUUUUAGUAUAUAUUCAGUUUAUGUUCCGUUUCUACAUUUAUUGUGAUCUUACGGAAACACGGAUUUGCUACAAGGACUUUUCUAAUGAACAUGCUUAAUUUUUCGUGCCAUUUUCGGAGUAAAUCUUAAUCACAGGUCUGUUAAUUGACAGCGUCGUUACGUGUUCAUUGAUGUCUCUGAUUUAAUCGAACCAUUGUGUUGGAUUAAAUCAUGUUGCGGUGAUAUUAAUCGCUUCCGUAAAAUUAACUUCGGAAUGCGCAUGAUUAAAAGUGAGACUCCGCAUACAGAGUAAGUUGAACACGCGGGAGUUAAUUAGUAGAUGUGUUACAAACUAAAAGGCUAGAACCUAUUGAUGCACCCGCGCGCUCAAAGGAUAGCACUUUGUGAGAUUUCUCCAGUUUUUGUUUCUGUUAUUUUCAGACCUAGAACCAUGAGAAACCUGACCUUUGCCGAGGAUCAGAACUAUACAGAAUUUCACUUCUGUGAUCCGUACGUGUAUCCGGAGGCGUUUUUCUUCUACGGGAUUUUAUAUCCCUCCGUGGCUAUCCUCACGGUCAUCACAAACAUUCUAGUGGUCGGUGUGUUCUUAAAACAGAAAAUGAAGUCCCCCACCACCACGCUAUUGAUAGGGCUGGCCAUCGGCGAUGCUGGGGUCGGGGCGGCCACCCUGCCCCUCCACAUAUACUAUCACAGUCUUGAGAACUAUAUGUAUACUAUGGAGUAUCCGUGGUGCAUAUACUACCACAUGGCACCGGUGGUGUCCACGAUUCUCCACACUGUAUCGGUGUGGGUGACAACCGUUCUUGGGGUCCAGAGGUAUUUGGUCGUGUCGCAUCCAUUUGUGGGGCCAAAAUAUUGCACUAUAAAGCUGUCUGUGAUUAUAUUACUCUGUGUGUAUGCCCUCGCCACUGGCAUGUACCUUCCACAAUUCUUUUAUUUCAAUUUUAAGAAGACUUACGUUGAUAAUGGAUAUGGCUAUAUGGUUUAUGUGUGUGAAUGCUGGCAAACAGGGUUACCCGCUCAGUACGAAAGUAAACUGAAGAUCCUUAAAUUGUCCCUUGCAAAGCUGAUCCCUUGUUUUAUUUUGACGAUCACCACAAUUCUGCUCGUCCGAAAACUGGACAUGGAAGCACGGCAAUCUGCGAGACUUCACGCGGACCAUCAACUUGAAGAGGGAGAGACGAGAGAGGCGCGGCUCAUUCGGAGGACCUCGCUCAUGAUUGUCGUCAUAGUUGUGUGUUGUUUGGCGGUAGAAGUUCCAAAUGGAUUACGCCUCCUCAUUAAGACAAUAGAUGUGGGAGCCAUUGACCCCAAAACGGACCUAUUCCUGAUAGCUGUUCUUAAUGCUUGCACACUCCUCAACUUCCAUAUAAAUUUCUGGAUUUACGUUUGUAUGAGCCAGGAGUUUCGGAAAAAUUUGAGAGCGAUUUUCUGCCGCUGGAAUGUGAAAUAUCAAAAGGUACAUUUACUUAGCCAGGGGUCUAUGAAAACCACAACAGAAAAUCUGUAGUGAAAUGUUGUGAGUUUUUGUCUGGAUUUUUCUGUAUUUCAAACAAACUCAGCUUGACAUACGCAUGUUUUAUUUAUUUUCAUCAGCAAAUAAAAGUGUAGUUAUUUUGUUGU